AUGUUAUCAAGUCCCUCGGAUGUUUUUCGGCAGACAACCAAUGUAGCGCGCAAUGUACCAUGCCCAAAGCAGGUAUGCCAGCGCUCAACUUCAUGUUUCAUUGAGCACGAAACCAGGCUAGAGCCUCUGUCAGCCUGGUCUGCCAUCUCAUUCGUGGACAUGCCAAAGGCAGCGAAGCGAUCCGCUUGCGACCGGUGCAGAGAGAAGCGAGUUCGAUGCCCCCGUCCCGAAGACAGCACGGAGCCAUGUGCCCGCUGUGUUCGCCUCGCCGCAGCAUGCGUUACUGGUUCCCCGGGAUAUCCCGGGCGGCCACGAAAGGCGCUCGUCGAUGGCUCUCCUGGCCCUGACAUGGUCGCUGCCGAUGGCUCCUUGCGUGGGUACAGGGCAACUCUACGAGACAGCGACGAUAUCGAGUUACAUACACCUGCGCUGGAUGAGCCGAUGUCGGUAAACUCGCCGGCGAGCUGGUUCGGGGCCGGUACGUCGUUGAAUUUGCUGGAUGACCUCGGAGCCGCUGGGCUUUCGAAGCCUGCUGCGCAUCCACCAAAGGGUGCAUUGUUACAGGACCACUCGGAUCCCUGGUCAGCGCACGGCGCUGGAAGUUUGUUUGGCUUUCCUUUGAGCGAGGAGGGUUCUGCGUCAGAUAGUAUUCCCCUGAGCACCGUAUUACAUCACCAAGAGCUACCAAGGGGAGCUGAUAACCUCGACAUGAUGUAUGCGGGCCAGGACUCUAACAUGUUCGAUGUUGAUUUCCUCGAUUCAUUCGAGCGCCAACCAAGUCCGCGCCCUUUUCAACGCCCGAGUGCAACGAAUUCGCUGAUGCGAUUCGGAGAAAAGAUGGAACGGCACAUCUCAGCCAUGGGCGCUUUUCUCUCUGACCCUCGCAACAUAAUGGAAAACUGUCCGGAGGACUCCAUGGACAUGACUACUGAAAAUCCGGUCACGAUAGCAAUCAUGUGCACCGAAGAGUUCGUCGACAUUAUCCAGAACUUGAAGGCGACCACUCGGUCCGCUCCCUCUUCCUCGUCUAACAAGCUCUUGUCACCUACCGCGUCAUCAGUCAUUCAGUCCGAGUCUCUCAGCACAGAAACAACGCUCCUGAUACUGUCGAGGUACCUCCAGCUGAUGAGACUUUACGACUCUCUGUUCCAUGACGUCCAGCGAUGCUUGUGUCAGAUCUCGUCGGAAACUAUCAAGUCAAUAAAGGUCAAAGGGGUAUUCCGCAUCGCUGGUUUCUCUUCGCUGCAAGACAUGCCAGGAAAAGCGUAUGCCAAGGGAGUAGUCGAGGUCAUCAAAAGCCACAUCCAAACCUUAGAGCGUUGCAUGGGGCUCCCAGCGGUAUAUUGCCUCUCGAGCGACGGAGCUGCGUCGCCGAAAGGGAUAUUUGCCGACGUAGAUCGAGCACAGUUGCUCCAUGCUGUCAUGGCACAAGAGGAUGUCAGAUCACAAAGAGGAAACAAGUCGUACGUGGAGUCGAUCCGAGAAAACAUCAACAACACGGUUGCAUUAUUUGGGGAUUAG
Messenger RNA from Penicillium lagena, 1521 nucleotides. RefSeq names its product Zn(II)2Cys6 transcription factor domain-containing protein. The transcript has a single exon. The record is from RefSeq and is a predicted model, not a curated record. Bases 1 to 1521 code for a protein of 506 amino acids. Lineage: Eukaryota; Fungi; Ascomycota; Eurotiomycetes; Eurotiales; Aspergillaceae. Gene Ontology annotation, biological process: regulation of DNA-templated transcription. Gene Ontology annotation, molecular function: DNA-binding transcription factor activity, RNA polymerase II-specific; zinc ion binding.